Molecule: messenger RNA, 1092 nt
Organism: Didymodactylos carnosus
Lineage: Eukaryota; Metazoa; Rotifera; Eurotatoria; Philodinida; Philodinidae
Source: the annotation of a GenBank genome assembly
AUGAAUAGUAACGAACAACUAAGUGUAAUCAAACUACGACAAUGGAAAGACAUAGUGGAAGACAAACAAAUUCUAGAAAAACUCCAAAAUGAAAUCUUUCCAAAUUAUAUGACGAAAAUGCGUUGGUUUGGAGGAAAAGGACGUGGUUUGAAGAGCAUCCAGAUGAUUGAUUAUGCCAUAAUACACUUCACUGCAUUAGACGAUGGUUACCUUCUGCUAUUAGAAGUAUCCUUUGAUGAUAACACUCUUGAUAUUUAUCAUUUACCAAUUGCAUUCAGCCAAAUGGGGGUUUGUUCUGUACUACGAAAGAAUUGUUCUCAAUCGAUCAUAUCUUUAAUAAACAUCGAUAAUGAAGAAGGAUUCUUGUACGAUGCUCUAUAUGAUCAUCGAUCGCAACAAGCUUUGAUUACCAAUCUGGCCAAUAAUUGUCGAAUAAAACAAAAGAACGGUGAACUAGUCUUUAUCAGUACUCCAGAUUUAAAAAGCUACGUUCUCAAACAAUUAAAUUCGAGAUCAAAAACAUCAAUAAUCGAAGAAAGCAAUACUUCGAUUAUUUAUGAUAAACAUUCCUUUCUCAAAAUCUAUCGCAAAGUUGAUCGUGAUAUUAAUUCGGAUGUCGAAAUGAACCAGUUUUUAAAUGAAGAGACAACUUUCAAACAUAUUCCGAGAUAUAUUGGUAGUAUUCAGUAUAAGUUUGACAAAGAAACAAUAGUAUUAGGGAUGAUGCAAGAAUAUAUUCCAAAUAUUAGUGAUGGAUGGGUUUAUAUCUUAGGACAACUCAAUGAUUUUAGUAGAAAUGUUCUUUCGCUUGAAGACAUCGCUUCAGUGAACAUAGAAUUAAAAGGUAGUUUAACUAAUCCUCUUGUUUAUGAAGAAAUAUCAGAAGAUUUAAAAAAGCUAUUCGAUAAAAGUACAUCGGAAUUAAUCAAUUUAUUAGGUCAUCGUACUGGUCAAAUGCAUCAUGCAUUAUCAUCAAACAAUCAACUUUUCUCUUUUAACCCUGAAGAAUAUUCUCCAGAUUACCAGCAUUCUUUAUUUACUUCCAUUGAAUUUGUGAUUGAAACAGUUUCCAAACUUUACAAAAAAAUCUGA